Trachemys scripta elegans is the source of this 4874-nucleotide messenger RNA. RefSeq names its product leucine rich repeat and Ig domain containing 3 (gene LINGO3). Gene Ontology annotation, molecular function: protein binding. Lineage: Eukaryota; Metazoa; Chordata; Testudines; Emydidae. Bases 677 to 2494 code for a protein of 605 amino acids. The transcript is spliced from 4 exons. The record is from RefSeq and is a predicted model, not a curated record.
CUCAGACCAACAGCCCUGCUGCAGCGGCUGGAGAACGGACCCAUAAUCAGCCGUCUCUGCCGCUUUCCCAGCCACAGCGGGCCCCGCUGGAGGACGGGCGGGGAUGCUCCAGCCCCCUGCCUGGGGACCGCGCUGCCAGCCCGCCCCCUUUCCGCGCUCGCCCAGCAGCGGCUGGGGACUUUGGCGAGGAGCCCUGACACCUGCGGAGAAGUUCUGGCUGGCGGCGCUCGCCGGGCUCCGGGGCUGGGCACCAGGGGGAGCCGCGGGAACCUCCCGCCGCGCCUGGGCCGGGGCUGGAGCCGAGAACAGCCCGGGGGCUGCAGUCCGAGGCCCCGGGCGCUGGCGGAAAGCGGUCCCCGGGGAUCCGGGCGUCUCUCCUCCCGGCGAGCUCCAGCCGAGCCCAGCCUCCAGCCCUUCCCCUGGCGAGCAGGAUGGGCCGCCCGGGCGAGCCGCUGCGACGAUCGCCAACCUGCUGUGCAGAAACGUUUGCCAUGUAAAGCUUCCCAGCCCCCACGUGCCCCGACGGACCCAGAUGUUGGUACGAACUCGGAGCUGCAGAACGGCCCCAUCAGCGUCUCCAGAGGGUAACAAGAAAGAACAGGUGUGUCUGCCAUUUUCCAGCCUAGUUACCAUCUCCACAAGGUGCAUGGGAGAAUGGUAGUGCGACCAUAAGAUCAUGCUCUACACAAUGACAUGUUGGCUUCCAGUCCUGGGCCUCCAUUGGAUUCUUCUGAGCACAGCCCCCGUGGAGGCCUGCCCGGCUCGCUGCGAGUGCGCUCCUCAGAUCAAGUCGGUGGUGUGCCAUCGCAAACGCCUCACCUCCAUCCCCGAGGGGAUCCCCACCGAGACCAAGGUUCUGGAGCUCAGCAAGAACCGGAUCCGCUGCCUGAACCCGGGGGACCUGUCCCCUUACCCUUUGCUGGAGGAACUCGAUUUAAGCGAGAACAUCAUCGUCAGUGUGGAGCCCGGAGCCUUCAGCAACCUGUUUCACCUUCAGAUCUUGCGGCUCCGAGGCAACCAACUCAAGCUGAUCCCUUCUGGAGUCUUCACCAAGCUGACCAAUCUCACCCUCCUGGACAUCAGCGAGAACAAAAUAGUCAUCCUGCUGGACUACACGUUCCAGGACCUGAGGAACCUGAAGAACCUGGAGGUGGGAGACAACGACUUGGUGUACAUCUCCCAACGGGCUUUCUCUGGCCUCCUAGGCCUGGAGCAGCUGACCAUAGAGAAAUGCAACCUGACGGCCAUCUCGGCCGAAUCCCUUUCCUACCUCCAAAACCUGGAGGUCCUGCGGCUCCGACACCUCAGCAUCUCCGCGGUGGAAGAUGGGAACUUCAAGAAGCUCUACAAUCUCCUGCAGCUGGAGAUCGACAACUGGCCGCUGCUGGAGGACAUCUCGCCCACCGGCUUCCAGGGCCUAAACCUCACGUCACUCUCCAUCACCUACACCAACAUCACGGCAGUGCCCACGGCCGCCUUGAGGAACCUGGUGUACCUCAUGUACCUGAACUUGUCUUAUAACCCCAUCAGCACUGUGCCCAAGGGCUCCUUCAAGGACCUCCUCAGGCUGCGAGAGCUCCACAUGGUGGGUGCCUUCCUGGUCUCCGUGGAGCCUCAAGCGUUCUCUGGCUUGAGGCAAAUCCGCCUCCUCAACCUCUCCAACAAUUUCCUCUCCACCCUGGAGGAGAGCACCUUCCAUUCAGUGAACACGCUGGAGACGCUGCGCGUGGACAGGAACCCGCUGGCCUGCGACUGCCGCCUCCUCUGGAUUCUACAGCGCCGCAAGACGCUCAACUUCGACGGGCAGCAGCCCAUGUGCUCCUCACCCCCUGAGAUCCAGGGCAACGCCCUGCGUGACUUCCCGGACUCCAUACUCUUUGAGUACUUCACCUGCCAAAAGCCCAAAAUCAGGGACCGAAAGUUGCAGCACAUAACAGCCCGUGAAGGGCAGUCUGUCUCCUUCCUUUGCCGUGCAGACGGAGAGCCCGUUCCUGCCAUCAUUUGGGUCUCCCCUCAGCACAGGAUGAUCACCACCAAGAGCACUGGGCGAGCCACCGUCUUGCCCGGGGGCACAUUGGAAAUCCGCUUUGCCCAGGUCCAAGACAGUGGCACCUACAUUUGCAUCGCUAGCAAUGCCGGAGGCAAUGACACCUACUUUGCCACCUUGACAGUCAAGGGGCAUCCCGUGGAUGGCUCCCUUUAUGCAAACCGGACCUUGUACCUCAGCGAGUUCAACGACACCUUCCACAACAACACGCAAGUCUUCUUAAAGUUUACACUGGACCUCAAGACCAUCCUGGUCUCCACAGCCAUGGGCUGCAUCACCUUCCUUGGGGUCGUGCUCUUCUGCUUCCUGCUCCUCUUUGUGUGGAGCCGGGGGCGGGGACAGCACAAAAACAACUUCACCGUGGAAUACUCCUUCCGCAAAGUGGAUGGCCCCACCACCACCGCCGGGCAGGGCAGCGCCAGGAAGUUCAACAUGAAGAUGAUCUGAGCGGCUCCAGGAGGAGGCUGGUUCCUAGUCCACUGCCUGCCGCCAAAUGGGGCCCUCCAAGGGCCGGGCAGGGGGUCAGAGCAUCCUUCCUUUGUUUUCCAAGUGAGCACUUCGUCUCGUCAGGUGGCUGCGCUCCCCUGAGGGUCGAGGCAGUAAAACUCGCGGCGGAACCUGGCUGGGACGUUGGCUCGAUUCGACCACAAGGGCUUGGAAGCGACUGGGAGGAGCGAGCAGUUUUCCUCAUUGGUCUUGCCACACAACUGAAUUGAGCAGAAGCAUCACUGGAAACGGCCCCAGGUGCCUCCCAGCGGCUUAUUCUCAUUUCUGAGCACACCCCACCUUCUUGGAGCUGUGAGACCCCCCCACGCCCAGGUCCCAGAGGGCAAGCGCGGGCCAAGGAGGCAUGCACAGCCCUUGUGGGUCUGGGCCUCGCAAUGGAGCUAACUUUCUUUUGUAUCAACUAUGCAUUUUCCAGACCAUGAGCAAGCAGCGUCUGGGCCCGGAGAACCAGCUUCCUUUUUUAAGAGACGAUGUGGAACCCUUUCUCGGUUGUGGUCUAUGGUUCGUAUUUAAUUUGUUGGGAGGUGUUUUUUUUAAUGAAUUUCCAACAGAAGUCUUCCUGUGCGACAAAGGACUCCCGCAGAGCAGAGCGAGGGCAGCUCCCAGCUGCCCCGGCACGCGCACCAACCGGCCUGGGCGGCUCGAUCCAACGCUCGAUCCAACGCUGUGCCUGGGACGAGUUCUCAGCAUUCGGAAGAAGGGGAAACCUCUGAAGCUUGCAAAGCCCGGCGCCCGGGGAGGGAUCGUCCUGCACAAGCAAUAAUAACCCAACCCGACAGUCCCUUCCGGCCAUACGGGUCUGUGCAGGCACGAAUGCCACCCCAUUGGCGCUGAGCGGUAUUUCACCAAAGCACGCUGGCGUUCGAAGCCAGAGACCAGGCUGCGGGUUGUGGCGGCAGAAGAAACGGGAAGCGCAGUCCCUGUGAGUUAUGGCCAGGCCUCCGAAGGCUCGGAGCCUAGCUAGCUGGCUCGCGUGUAUGCGUCUCUCCCGGGCUACAUAGGGCUCUCGUGUGCAUUCGCACAGGCUACCUGCUUUUAGGCUGGGCCUGGCAGCAAAUUCUGCCAUGUUGGCAGGAGGCUGGGAGCUCUUCCGGGGGAGAGCCCAUCCCUACAUCUCGAGAGGCGCGGACAAAAUCUCCACGGUAAAAAAUGACACCAUAUGGACUGUGUCUCUCGCUGCUGCUGGCCUCUCUGGUCUGUUCCAGCCCUGCUCCUCCCCCAGGCCCCACCCCCACCCCACCUCUUCCCUCGAGGCCACGCCCUAUUCCCGCCCCUGCUCCGCCCCCCUCUCCUGAGGCCCCACCCCCACCCCACCUCUUUCCUCGAGGCCCCGCCCUCGCCCUGCCUCUUCCCACCCCUGGCUCCGCCUCCUCCCCUGAGGCCCCACCCUCACUCCACCACUUCCUGCCCACUCUCCACCCACCCCAAGCCCCUCCCCAAGCCACCAAACAGCUGUUCGGUGACGGCCACAUGGUGGAAAAGCUGUUGGGCAGUGGCACCCUCCAACAGCUGUGACUGGUGGGUGCUGAGCACCCAUUAUUUUUUUCCAUGGGUGCUCCAGUUCCGGAGCACCCACAGAGUCGGCACCUGCCUGGGGAGAAGGAGGAGUCCCCCAUUCCUGUUCUCAGGGGAGCUGCUCCCAGAGGACAGCGGGGUGGAGUGGGCACACAGUGGGGCGGGGUGAUGAGGAGUCGCUCUGUUCCCCUGUGGGAAUGGAGGGUCCCUGUCCCCUGAGCCUGUUGGGGGUAGAGGCCCCGUCACCCAUCCUGGAUGAAAGGGGGAAUGUUUUAUCUGGCCAUGCAUCUAACUGCCCAGCCAAUUGUGCGGUUACCCAGUUUGCAUCUAUUACUAUGGCAACUGUGUGUACAAAUUAGGUGUGCGCUUGUGCGUGCCCUAAUGGGCAUGCACAAAUGCACGGGCAGUUUGGAGCCCCUGACUCUCUGAGAGGGCACCCCCAUAUCAAAAGGGGCCGCCACUAGUGGAAAAAGAGACGUCCUGACCUGUGCAGAGAGACAGCGAAUGAGCCAAACGCAUUGAAACAGAGAGUCCGACCCAUGCCGCAAGAGAGAGCGCCCGAGCUAUGCAAUCAUAGCCCGAGCCAUGUGAAGAAAGGGUCACCCCAAAACCAGCUGGUCUUUUAUCCCAGCGAGCUCCAUUUAACCCACCAGCCGUCUGGUCCUUUGGCUUGCAAGCUCUGCAGGGCCUUCAGAGACCAGCGAGGCAGUGGAAAAACAACGCCAGAUGUUCGUGUGCCUGUAGGGCUGUAACAAGGUUGGAAAAUAAACAGCUAUUUAAACAAUAGCAUAACAAAGGCACGCGC